AGAACUUUGAUGUGAUUAGAUUUGCCACCUACAGGACAGCUUGCAAGCUGAGAUACAUCCAGAGGAAAACUAAUUUGGAGAUGGUGGAUAUAUGGAACAUCAUAGAAUGUUUUAGAGAGAAUGGACUGAACACGCUUGAGGCAGACACUGAGCUGAACGCCUCACGAGUGGAAGCCAUACUGACAAGCCUGUACACACAGCUGAAUAAACGUGUACCAGUGACGAGACAAGUUGAUGUGAAACUUUGUGUUAACAUGUUACUUAAUUGGCUAGUUAGUGCAUAUGAUGGGUCUGGGUAUGGAAGAAUUAAAGUGUUUUCUUUAAAGGUAGCACUGUCACACCUGUGUUCUGGAAAGCUUAUAGAUAAGUUGAGAUACAUUUUCACACAGAUAUCGGACUCCAGUGGACUAUUAGUGAGACAGAAGUUUGAACAGUAUUUGCAGGCGGUGCUGGCCUUGCCUACUGCGGUGUUUGAAGGUCCUUCAUUUGGUUACAACGAAACAGCAGUUAGAGCUUGCUUUGAUAUGAGAAGUGGGGUAAACAUCAACAACUUUCUGAAUGUUUUAGUGUCAGACCCUGGUCCCCAGUGUCUUAUGUGGCUGCCAAUAUUACAUAGAAUGAUACAAGUAGAAAAUGUUUUCCACCCAGUGCAAUGUGAUGGUUGUCACAGGGAGUCGUUUAUGGGUUUCCGGUACAGAUGUCAGCGGUGUCACAAUUAUCAGCUGUGUCAAGACUGCUUCUGGCGGGGCCGAACCUCGGGCAACCAUAGCCACGAUCAUCAGAUGAAAGAAUAUCUCUCUUAUAAAUCUCCCGCUAAGCAAAUAGGUCAUUCCAUAAAGAAGUCAUUCCACUGUGUUCCGAGUAAAUCAUUGGAUGAGAAACCCCCUAGUUUCCCGGAACAGCCAGAAAAAACAGUUGAUCUGUCCUAUAUUGUUCGAGAACCUUCUGAUGAGAGCCUUCCAAUGUUAGUGAUACCAGCGACACCAAGUACGGUACGGAAUGGUUUUCGUGAUGUUUCCCCAGAUCCCAGCUCCAUAGGCAGUAGUCCUGUUAUUCACAGAAGUCCUGGAAAGCAGAGUAUUGGGAUCCGGUCACAGUCGACAGAUGAUGAACACAGACUGAUAGCUAGAUAUGCUGCAAGGCUUGCUGCAGAUGUGAAAAAUGCUGCUCGAAGCCCACAGGAGAUGAAUUUUACAUUAGAUACAAACAAGGCACAAAGGGAACUCAUUGCUCAACUUGAACAAAAAAACAGAGAAAUUAUGAGAGAGAUACAGCGAUUACGAAUGGAACAAGAGGCAAAUGCGAAGACUACCGCAAAUGCCCAGUAUAAUCCGACACUUAUGGCGGAGUUAAGAUUAUUGAGGCAACGAAAAGAUGAGCUGGAAAAUCGCAUGACGGCUCUUCAAGACAGUCGGAAAGAUCUGGUGAUGCAGCUUGAAGCAUUGAUGAAAUUGUUAAAGAACCAGCCUACCUCUCCACGAUUGACUCCUCCUGACAGUUACCAUAGUUACAGUGCCUCUUCCCCCUCUUUCUCCACCCUCAACUCCACCCAGGGGAGGUCCAGUGUCACUGCAGGCACACCCAACACACCCAGUGAUUCUUAUACAGGCAGUUUACAGUACCAGCAUGGACGAUCAAGUGUUCCACUUAUGUCACAAACUGGCUACUAUUCAGACUCUAGUGUGAGCACUAACGGCUACAGUCAUGGGCGACUCAGUGCGCCGAUAGUCAGUCCAUCAAAUGAAAAACCUAACACAGUGCCAAAUACACCAGGACUUGAAUCAACCACACUUUCAGGCCUAGAAGGGGAUGUUCAGAUGGCAUUUAGUCAGCCAUCAAGUUCGGGACUGCAUGUACGAAACCUGCGUAAUGAUUUAUUAUCAGCAGCAGAUAGUAUUACUGGAGCAAUGUCAUCACUAGUCAAAGAACUUAAUUCAGAUGAAAGUGGCAGUGAAGAUGAUGACAAUAUCAAUGGUGACCUUGAAAUUGCGGAGAACUAUAUGAUGCAGACGCGAGAAGAUCUUGAAUCAUGGCAAAAAGAAGUUCAGAAACGUCUUGAUCAGGAAACAAAGUUUGUCACAGAAUUGAGGUCUAAACAAGCUAACACUGAAAACAACAGCAAUCAGCACAGUGGAUAUAACAGCGGAAAUCGCAGUGGAUACAGCAGCGGAAGUCGCAGUGGAUAUAGUAGUGGAAGCAGUUAUAGUGAGGAUGAUGAAAGCAAACACAGAUAUUUGCGGCAUAUUUUCCCACGUGUGGAAUACACAACAGAUGACGGAGAGUCAUAUGUUAGAACAGAUGAUGAAAGUUACACAAGAACAGAUGAUGAAGAUGCUGAGCUGUAUGAUAACCAUCCUAAGUUGUUUUACGACCUUAUAAGAAAAGAAAAAAAAACUAGCCGGGAGAGGUUGAAGAAGUUGGAUGCCAGUUUCCAAAAGGAUAAAGAAGAAUUAGAGUCAUGA
This is a messenger RNA of Mercenaria mercenaria, 2462 nucleotides long. RefSeq names its product dystrobrevin beta-like. The record is from RefSeq and is a predicted model, not a curated record. Lineage: Eukaryota; Metazoa; Mollusca; Bivalvia; Venerida; Veneridae. Gene Ontology annotation, biological process: synaptic signaling. The transcript is spliced from 17 exons. Bases 81 to 2462 code for a protein of 793 amino acids. Gene Ontology annotation, cellular component: synapse; plasma membrane. Gene Ontology annotation, molecular function: zinc ion binding.